Medicago truncatula (barrel medic) is the source of this 1718-nucleotide messenger RNA. RefSeq names its product guanine nucleotide-binding protein alpha-1 subunit. The transcript is spliced from 14 exons. The coding region runs from base 540 to 1718 and encodes 392 amino acids. The record is from RefSeq and is a predicted model, not a curated record. Gene Ontology annotation, molecular function: guanyl nucleotide binding; GTPase activity; G-protein beta/gamma-subunit complex binding. Gene Ontology annotation, biological process: adenylate cyclase-modulating G protein-coupled receptor signaling pathway. NCBI's taxonomy places the organism in Eukaryota, Viridiplantae, Streptophyta, Magnoliopsida, Fabales, Fabaceae. Gene Ontology annotation, cellular component: heterotrimeric G-protein complex; cytoplasm.
GACACAUAGAUAGAAAAGUGUUGUCAUUCACACAGCAAAGCAGUGCUUACCUGUGUGUAUGUAUGUAUGUAUGUUCCUGUCUUUUUCCAAUCUUUGACCAAAACCAAACAAGAACAAGAACAAGCCUUACCAGAAUCACCUUUCGGCGCUCUUUUUCUUUAACCCCAUUUUUCUCAUUCUUUUUCAUUUUUUUACCAGCUUCAACAACCACCACCAUACAUGUUUUAUUUUUUAUUUUUUUAUUUUUGUACUCAUUAUUACCUACACUACAUUCAAAAAACCCCAAACUAGUACUAUAUCUUAAUUUAUUAUUAUCACCUUAAAAUUAACAAAUUUUUACUGUUUUUUUUUUUUUUUUUUUAUGCUAUUAUUAUUGUUAAUGUUUGUUGUGUUACUACUGAAGAAAACUGAACUUGCUUUUUAGCUUCAUCUCCAAUUCAUCACUCAAAUCUAGUUUAACAACAACGACCCUUUUCAGGUGAAAUCAAGCCCACUAAUGCAUGCACACACUACUGCUGGAGCUUGACUAAUCAUCUUCUAUGCUGUGUUUUGUAGCAGAAAAUAUGGGCUUACUCUGUAGCAAAAGUCGCCGUUAUAAUGAUGCCAACACUGAAGAAAAUGCACAGACUGCAGAAAUUGAAAGAAGAAUAGAGUUAGAAACAAAGGCUGAAAAGCAUAUUCAGAAACUUCUACUACUAGGAGCUGGAGAGUCGGGGAAGUCCACUAUAUUUAAGCAGAUAAAACUUUUAUUUCAAACUGGCUUUGAUGAGGCAGAGCUAAAAAGCUACCUACCAGUCAUUCAUGCUAAUGUCUAUCAGACAAUAAAAUUACUUCAUGACGGAUCGAAAGAGUUUGCCCAGAAUGAUGUUGAUUUUUCGAAGUAUGUUAUAUCCGGUGAAAAUAAGGACAUUGGCGAAAAGUUAUCAGAAAUUGGAGGCAGGCUUGAUUACCCCCGUCUCACUAAGGAACUUGCUCAAGAAAUAGAGUGUCUGUGGAAAGAUCCUGCAAUUCAGGAAACAUAUUCCCGUGGUAAUGAGCUCCAAGUUCCAGAUUGUACCCAUUAUUUCAUGGAAAAUUUGCAGAGGCUGUCUGAUGCUAAUUAUGUUCCAACAAAGGAGGAUGUGUUGCUGGCAAGAGUUCGUACCACUGGUGUUGUAGAGAUUCAGUUCAGCCCUGUUGGAGAAAACAAGAAAAGUGGUGAAGUCUAUAGACUGUUUGAUGUCGGUGGCCAGAGAAAUGAGAGGAGGAAAUGGAUCCAUCUGUUUGAAGGAGUUUCAGCUGUAAUAUUCUGUGUUGCAAUUAGCGAGUAUGAUCAAACACUUUUUGAGGAUGAAAACAAGAACAGAAUGAUGGAGACAAAAGAACUUUUUGAGUGGGUCCUGAAGCAACAAUGUUUUGAGAAAACAUCCUUCAUGCUAUUUUUGAACAAGUUUGACAUAUUUGAGAAGAAGAUCCUGGAUGUCCCACUUAAUGUAUGUGAGUGGUUCAAAGACUACCAGCCAGUGUCAACCGGGAAACAAGAGAUUGAACAUGCAUACGAGUUUGUGAAGAAAAAAUUUGAGGAAUCAUAUUUCCAGAACACUGCUCCGGAUAGCGUAGACCGCGUGUUUAAGAUAUAUAGGACCACUGCACUUGAUCAGAAGGUUGUGAAGAAGACAUUCAAGCUUGUUGAUGAGACUUUGAGACGGAGGAAUCUCUUUGAGGCUGGCUUGUUAUGA